This is a messenger RNA of Elgaria multicarinata webbii, 1917 nucleotides long. RefSeq names its product integral membrane protein 2A (gene ITM2A). Gene Ontology annotation, cellular component: plasma membrane; Golgi apparatus; extracellular exosome. Gene Ontology annotation, molecular function: amyloid-beta binding. The coding region runs from base 164 to 919 and encodes 251 amino acids. NCBI's taxonomy places the organism in Eukaryota, Metazoa, Chordata, Lepidosauria, Squamata, Anguidae. The record is from RefSeq and is a predicted model, not a curated record. Gene Ontology annotation, biological process: negative regulation of amyloid precursor protein biosynthetic process. The transcript is spliced from 6 exons.
CUUCCCGCGAGGUGAGCGAGGGAGAGGCCGCUGCGCAGCAACCGGAGCCGCCGUAGGAAGAAGCGGAGGCGCCAGUGCGGACGACCACAGGCACCGAGGCGCAGCAGCAGCAGCAGCAGACCGAGAAGGAGGAGGAGGAGGAGGCCCGACCGCCGCCGCCGCCAUGGUGAAGAUCGCUUUCCAGUCGCCCUUCGCCCAGAAGGACGAGCCCAAGAAGGAGGCGGCCGAGGCGCUGGUGACCGACAAGGAUCCAGAAGUUGCAACGCAUGGCCAUGAACAUUCAUCUGGAAGGUGUCUGCUGACCCUUCUGGGUCUUGCCUUCAUUUUAGCAGGAGUGGUGGUUGGCGGAGCCUGCAUCUACAAGUACUUCAUGCCAAGGCACAAACCGUUCCGUGGGCAAAUGUGCUAUGUGGGAGAGGAGAACCAAGAUCGUGCGAAGGAGCCAUACUUCCUGCCCAUUGCCGAAGAAGCGGAUAUCCGAGAGGCUGAUAACGUAGCCAUCAUUGAUGUCCCUGUUCCAAAAUUCUCCGACAGUGAUCCUGCAGCUAUUGUUCAUGAUUUUGACAGGCUCCUGACUGCCUACCUUGACCUGCAGCUCGGCAACUGCUAUGUGAUCCCUCUGAACACAUCCAUUGUUAUGCCACCACGGAAUUUGAUGGAUCUCUUCGCAAAAUUAGCGACUGGUUCUUAUUUGCCUCAGACUUACCUUGUUCGUGAAGAAAUGGUUGUGACAGAAGCGAUCGAUAAUGUGUCUGAUCUGGGCAUAUUCAUUUACCAGCUCUGUGUCGGGAAGGAUACUUUCAGACUUCAGCGCAGAGAUAAGAUAAUUGGCCUCCAAAAACGCUCGGCUGAGAAGUGCCAUACAAUCCGGCACUUUGAAAACUCCUUUGUGGUUGAAACCAAGAUCUGUGAGCAAUGAAAAGUAUGGGUGGAAAGUGACAAUCGUGCAUCUUCAUUAAGAAGCCCAAGCUUUACAUCUUAAACUUCAGAAUUAAAAAGUGCAGUGAUAAUCAAAAGCCUUAUGCUUUUUUGUGAAUUGCUUAGAUUUAAAAAAAAAGAAAAGGAAGCAAACUCCAAAUUCACCAUACAUUUUCCCCCCCUUUGGAUCCCCGGUGCUGCUAAAUUUUCUAGAUACCAAUUUUGAAUGGAAACUAACAUUUAAACAGGUAACCUCUUACUCACCUGAAUGUCUGUUUCAGACUUUCUUUUUAAAGCGGGAAUGUAAGUACUGAAUUCCUGCAUAGAAAUGUAAUCUAAUCACCACCUGACUUCACAAAAUGAUAAAACUAAUGUAUUAAUCCUUGGUUUGCACAUUUUUGCAUAGAUCUGUAAAAUUGUUCUGCACUUGGUCUCCUAGUAGAAAAGACCACAUCAAGACUCCUAAGGUUUUUUUUUCAACUUCAUGUGUGAAGCAUGUAAACUUUAACCUUGGUAAUCAACAAGCAGCUAACAUGGCUUUUUUCAUUUUGUGCAAUUACUGUAUUGAAUUUGUAUGUAUAUUUGGAACCUUCCCUGAGCUGACCCUGCUAGCUCUUUUCUCUUCUGAUUUUUCAUGAUAUUUAGUUGUAUAUCCACGCACAGUUACUCUUUACAAGCUUUUGCGUUAGUAUUUUGGCUCUUGAAUAGUUUCAACAUCAUAACUACAAGCUUAUGUAAUUACAACCUGAUUUGGCCCAAUUGUCAAUGUUUCUGUAGCUGUAAAUUCCCUCCCAGCCCUAUCUUAUGAAACUUUUAGAGCAGAACUUCUUAUAAACAAGGUAGCACUAAUACUGCAGGCGAAAGUAUUAUCUUUGCUUAGGACUAUGGUAAAAGGUGGUAAAAGGGAUUGCUAGUGAGCUGCUAUAAUGAGUGUUUUAUAAGGGACUUUAUAUUUCACACAAACUCUGCAACCCUCUAAUAAAUGUUUCUCUAAGACUA